Messenger RNA from Colius striatus (speckled mousebird), 1116 nucleotides. Its product is annotated as 5-hydroxytryptamine receptor 5A. Gene Ontology annotation, biological process: G protein-coupled receptor signaling pathway, coupled to cyclic nucleotide second messenger; chemical synaptic transmission. Gene Ontology annotation, molecular function: neurotransmitter receptor activity; G protein-coupled serotonin receptor activity. The record is from RefSeq and is a predicted model, not a curated record. Gene Ontology annotation, cellular component: plasma membrane; dendrite. Lineage: Eukaryota; Metazoa; Chordata; Aves; Coliiformes; Coliidae. The transcript is spliced from 2 exons. The coding region runs from base 1 to 1116 and encodes 371 amino acids.
AUGGCGGAGACCCUGGGCCUCUGCACCCCACGGGGCCAGUGUCAGGCCAGCAUGGGUACCAACGCCUCAUCGGCCAACGUAGACACCAAUGCCUCCUCGGCUGACUCCGUGCUGGUGGGUGGCAGCACGUGGAGGGGCCGGGAGCCCUACUCCAUCUUCACCAUCCUCAUCCUGACCCUGAUGGUACUCCUGACGGUGGCCACCUUCCUCUGGAACCUGCUGGUGCUGGCGACCAUCCUGCGUGUGAAGGCUUUCCAUCGGGUGCCCCACAACCUCGUGGCUUCCACAGCAGUGUCGGAUGUGCUGGUGGCGGCCCUGGUGAUGCCGCUGAGCCUGGUGAAGGAGCUGUCGGCCGGGCAGCGGUGGCGGCUGGGCCGGGAGCUGUGCCUGGUGUGGGUGUGCUUCGACGUACUGUGCUGUACAGCCAGCAUCUGGAACGUCACCGCCAUCGCCCUGGACCGCUACUGGUCCAUCACCCGCCACCUGGAGUACACGUUGCUCACCCGCCGCCGCAUCUCCAAUGUCAUGAUUGCGCUCACCUGGGCGCUCUCCGCUGCCAUCUCACUCGCCCCUCUCUUCGGCUGGGGUGAGACCUACAGCCCUGAGCAGGAGCGCUGCCAGGUCAGCCAGGAGCCCUCCUACACCAUUGUCUCCACUGGCGGGGCUUUUUACCUGCCUCUCUGCGUGGUGCUCUUUGUCUACUGGAAGAUCUACAAGGCGGCCAAGUUCCGCAUGGGGGGCCGCAGGAGGAACGCCGUGGUGCCCGUGCCAGAGGCUGCCCAGGUGAAGGAAGCUUCGCCUGAACCACAGAUGGUGUUUACAGCUCGUCAUGCAGCUAUCACUUUCCAGACAGAUGGAGAAACGUGGAGAGAACAGAAAGAGAAAAAGGCAGCUCUGAUGGUUGGCAUCUUAAUUGGAGUGUUUGUGCUGUGCUGGAUCCCCUUCUUCAUCACGGAGUUAAUAAGUCCCCUCUGUUCCUGCAACAUCCCCCCUGUCUGGAAAAGCAUCUUCCUUUGGCUUGGCUACUCCAAUUCUUUCUUUAAUCCUCUCAUUUACACAGCUUUUAACAAAAAUUACAACAAUGCCUUCAAGAACCUUUUUGUAAAGCAGAGGUAA